Molecule: messenger RNA, 516 nt
Organism: Capsella rubella
Lineage: Eukaryota; Viridiplantae; Streptophyta; Magnoliopsida; Brassicales; Brassicaceae
Exons: 1
Coding region: 1-516 (171 amino acids)
Source: RefSeq, a predicted model, not a curated record
AUGCCAGUCCAAGAAGCCACGCAAACUGCUACAAUCGUACAACAUGAACCUCUCCUCAGUCGUGCAUGGAGAGACGGGAACCUACGUUACGAUGUUGCGAUGAACCUUAUCAUUAUAGUCCUCAUCGUUGCAGCGAUCUUGCAUAUACAUAGCCACCACAUUCCCUUAGAUGAAAACGUAAUUGGUUUUAAGGCUAUGAUCUUUCUCAGUAUUUGUUACCCAAAUUCCUUCAUGUAUAGCUGCAUGGCGUGGGGUGGUGCAUUCGGAUCCGAGGAUGAGAUGUCAUUAUUUGAAGCUUACUUCAUGGGACGAAUAACUCAUACGUCAGGCUUCUGUCUCUUCCUCUCCCUCGUCUCUUUGAUCUCUAACUUGGCCCUAUACAUUGCUCUACUUGGUCUUCUAUGGUUCGUACCGGCCAUGAUUGCACCGUGUUUUCCCCAACUAUAUAGAGGAGAGCCAGCUUGGUGGAACUUCGUCGUCAUGCAGCAACCACACUCCACAGUUUCUAUUGUUUAA